Molecule: messenger RNA, 1754 nt
Organism: Owenia fusiformis
Lineage: Eukaryota; Metazoa; Annelida; Polychaeta; Sabellida; Oweniidae
Source: the annotation of a GenBank genome assembly
UUUACAUGUGAAAUGUCAUAAAUAAAAGGAAGACUGUCAUUCUCUAACAAUGGCUUCAUCGUCAAUUCCAAUUGAUAAAUUCAGAGAUAUUCUGAUUUGUGAAAUAUGUAUGGAUAAUCUAAAUGAACCAAAACUGUUGCCAUGCCAACAUUCAUUCUGCCUCUGUUGCCUAGAGACAAUGGUGAGGAGUAACCACCGGGCAAGAUUCAUCACAUGUCCAGUCUGCCGAGAGGAGUCAAUGUUGCCCCAUGGUGGCCCAAAACACCUCCGAUCAAGCUUUAUUAUGAACACGCUUCUAGAUAUCGCGAGAGAAAGGAGCAUUAACUGUGACAAAUGUGGAGAUGAAAUAAAACAACCCAGUGCUGUUUGUAUAGAAUGCACUAGAGGAUUUUGCGACAGAUGCACUAAGAUACAUAAAUCAACACGAAAAACGGAAUCACAUAAAAUGGUUGACUUAACUGGGGAUUAUAAAACUGAUAUACUCUCAGCAGUACAGCUUAUGAAUAACUCUAGUUUAACAAGAAAUUGUAGACUCCACCCUAGAGAGCCCCUGAAAUUCCUAUGUGAAGUUGAUAAUAUGAUCAUCUGCCUUGAUUGCCAUGUCACAAGCCAUAAUGGACAUAAAUGUAUUGAGAUCAAAACAGCCGCAGAGACAUACAUCAAAAAGAUUCGAAAUCAAAUAUCACCAUGGCAACAAAUGACAUCACAUAUUCAAGAAGCAUUUGAGACAGCUGAAUCACAAAAGAAACUAAUCAUAGAUAACACUGAAACAAUUAAAGAAAAGGUCCAGAGAGAUAAGGAAGCAAUUCUUAAAACAGUUCAUAAACAUUUUGAUGACCUAACAAACUCAAUUGACCACCAUAAAAUUGAGCAAACUGAGCCUAAAGAUAUAGAACUCAAUGACCUUGGACUGUCAAAAGCAAUUGCUGAUAGCAUGUUGACACAGCUCAAUAUCAUAACAGAUACUACAGACCCCAUUGAUAUUGUAACACUCGGCAUUGAACUAACAAACAAUGAACCUCCCAUUAUUAAACCAGUUCAGAUCGCACAAAAAUCUCAGAUGUCUUAUCAGCCAUCUGAAAUCACCAAUGGUGUCAUUAAACUUGGGAAGGUAUCAAUUUUUGAUGAUAAAGAUCAUGAAUUAGGAUCUGUACACAGAAAACCUAGAAGACCUCCCAGCACAUACAUGGGCACUGUCGACAUAGGUGUAAAAACACCCAAAAAGGCCUUUGCUCCUAAAAGGCCUCCUCGUAUUAUUGACACUGUGCAAUCACCUUCAAUACAUUCAUCAAAAGACCGAUCCAGGAACAGCUUUAGAGAAUCAAGCAACAAAACAACCAACAGACUAGCGCAAAAAGUAAAAUCAGAUGCCAGACUCUAUCCAGAAAUUCAUAACUAUUCAGAUGACAAGAAAUAUGACAUAUCCCCUUUCAAGGACAUUUCCACUCAUUCACAAUUUGACACUUCUUCACUGAAAGACACUUCUAGUGAGGCAGAUAAUAAGACUCUGCCACGUGGCCAUGUGAAACCCACUGCGCCACCUAUAUGUGAAGAUGUUACACCAAGUACUAGGCCCCAAGUGCCACCAAGGACUUACCAACUAUAUGACAAUACAUACAACCAGGAGUACUGUGGUAACCUUAUUUAAAGAUAUAUUAAGCUAACUGAACUUGAAAUUAAUAAAUAUGGCUGUUUGCUAUACAAAUAGAGAUCAAGAAAAUGUAAUGUAAAGUGGCUCAAAAGUGAAGAAACUA